This is a messenger RNA of Anthostomella pinea, 1098 nucleotides long. The record is from the annotation of a GenBank genome assembly. Lineage: Eukaryota; Fungi; Ascomycota; Sordariomycetes; Xylariales; Xylariaceae.
AUGGGACAUCUCGGUCGUCGCAACGGUGACUCCCGUCAAUACAGUAGCGCCCUUCGCAAAUAUUUCUGGGUUUGUAGACAGGAGAAUAGCAGCAGAUCGACAGCGCACGACCACUUCCCCUACUAUUCGAAGACUUGCUACGACACUUUCGUCGUGGGCAUCUCUGCAGACAUGUCUCGCCAGAUCAACCAACCGAGCAACCAAAUACGGCUGACGAACGUGUCCCUCGUGCGGCUGAAGAAGGGCAAGAAGCGGUUCGAGAUCGCGUGCUACAAGAACAAGGUCCUGGAGUGGCGGUCGGGCAUCGAGACGGACCUGGACGAGGUACUACAGAUCCCCAACGUGUUCCUCAACGUGUCCAAGGGGCAGACGGCGCCCGCGGCCGACCUGGCCAAGGCCUUCGGCAAGGACCGCGCCGCCAACGACAUCAUCCUCGAGAUCCUCAACAAGGGCGAGCUGCAGGUCGGCGAGAAGGAGCGCGCCGCCCAGAUGGACCGCGUCCACAACGAGGUCAUCGGCAUCGUCGCCAGCAAGCUCGUCGACCCGCGCACCAAGCGCGUCUACACCACCGGCAUGAUCGAGAAGGCCCUCGACAUGCUGAGCUCGCAGGCCCACCAGGUGGACAAGAGCGCCGCCGGCAGCGGGGCCGCCACGCCGGCCACGGGCGACGACGCCGAGGCGAAGCCGAGAGCCAAGGAGCAUAACUGGACCGGCGUCGUCACGACGAAGAGCGCGAAGAGCCAGGCCCUCGAGGCCAUGAAGGCCCUGAUCUCCCACCAGCCCAUUCCCGUUUCUCGCGCACGCAUGCGGCUCAGGAUUACCUGCUCGACCAACGUACUGAAGCAGGCGGUCAAGGCUCCGGCGGCGGCGAAGGGCGAAGAUGGGGAGGGCGAGCAGAAGGCACCAGGGACGGUGAAGGACAAGAUCCUGAGUUACGUAGAGCAGGUCGAAAACCAGGACGUGCUGGGGUCUGAGUGGGAAGUGGUGGGGUUCGUCGAGCCGGGCGCCUUCAAGGGCCUUUCUGACUUUGUGGGGAAUGAGACGAAAGGGCAAGGACGAGUCGAGGUGCUUGAUAUGGCAGUAACCCACGAGGAUUGA